This is a messenger RNA of Peromyscus eremicus (cactus mouse), 1741 nucleotides long. RefSeq names its product CD300 molecule like family member g (gene Cd300lg). Bases 57 to 1292 code for a protein of 411 amino acids. The transcript has 8 exons. The record is from RefSeq and is a predicted model, not a curated record. NCBI's taxonomy places the organism in Eukaryota, Metazoa, Chordata, Mammalia, Rodentia, Cricetidae. Gene Ontology annotation, cellular component: plasma membrane. Gene Ontology annotation, molecular function: transmembrane signaling receptor activity.
GGCCCUAAGGAGCUGGCAAUUACAGGCAUCUGCUCCCACAGUGUCCAUCACCCACCAUGCGGCCUCUCGUCCUGCUGUGGAGCUGCCUGGUGCUCCCAGGUUAUGAAGCCCUGAAAGGUCCGAAGGAGGUCAGUGGAUUCGAAGGUGACAAGGUGUCCCUGCGGUGCACCUAUGAGAAGGUGGUGAGGACACACAGGAAGUACUGGUGCCGGCAGGGUGGCAUCAUGGUGUCCCGCUGCACUGACAUUGUCUACACAAGUCAGAACCAGGAGGUGGCACAGGGCAGGAUGUCCAUCCGAGACAACCCCCGAGAGCUCUCGAUGACAGUGACCAUGAGGGACCUUACCCUGAAGGAUGCGGGGAAGUACUGGUGCGGGAUUGACCGACUGGGUUUCGAUGAGGCUUUUGAAGUCUCUCUCAUUGUCUUUCCAGGAAAAAGGGGCAGUCCCAUCCCCACUGGCACCUGCUGUCCACCCUCCCCCAACCCUUCCUUCCAGCCUCUUCCAGCUACAAGGAGCCUGCAGCCCAAGGCAAAAGCCUGGCAGACUCAGCUCCCAGAACCGACUUUUCCGGGUCUCCAACCGACAGUCGUCACAGCCAAGCAGGGGAAGACAGGGGUUGAGGCCCCUGGGUUCACCGAGGCGGCCCUGGCCCGGCCUGCAGGAACCUCCCGGGUUCUCCCAGGAACCUCUCCAUAUGCUGGGAGCUCUCCUCACAGGGCAUCCCCAGCGUGGUCUGCAGGAACCUCCCGUCCCCCGGGAACCUCUCCAUAUGCUGGGAGCUCUCCUCACACAGAGACCUCUCCUCAUGCAGGGAGCUCCCGCCCAGUCAUCUGGCUGCCCCCCACCACACCAAAGGACUCCAAGGCUAUAACCAGCAGUGUCUCCAAGUCCAGUGUGUCCAUCCCGGUGGUCCGCAUGUUGGCCCCUGUCUGGGUCCUCUUGUCCCUUGUGCUGGCCACCGUUCUGAUUGCCUUUGGCAGCCACAUGCUCCGGUGGAGAAAGAAAGCUUACCUGGCCACGGAGACACGGAGGAAUGAGAAGGUCUACCUCCCAGCCUCGCCGCCUGGGAACAACUGGGUGCCUGAGGAUGCCAUGAUCAACCUUGAGGCGCCUCCCGAGUGUCUCAGCAACCCCAAGCCCUCUGCGCCCUCCAUGGAGACCCAGCACCUCAGUCAGACUACAGAGGAAGAGGCAGCCCCUUCCCUGGACGCCAAGGAGGAUGUGAUGGCAGCUUCUCCCCUGCAGAUGUCUGCUGAGGAACUGGCCUUCUCCGAGUUCAUCCCUGUGUAACUGCGGAAUGACAAGUGACCAGGAUUCCUUCACUUGGGCUUGAUGGAUCCUCCGCUCCCUCUAGCCUGGAGAGUCCUCCUUCCUUCUCUCUUUCACUGUGGGUUCUCCUAGAGCUCUGACCAUGACACCAUGGCCCCAGCAAGAGCUCCCUGAUACCUCCAUGGUCAGGUACACAGUGGAGGCCAUGGAGGCGGCCAGUCCAGGGAUUGGCUGUCUUUCUUUCUCCUUCCCCAUGCCACUGUGUACCUAGCUUUGGAAGGACAUUGGAGGAAGGUUCCUUAUCGUCUCUGUCCAGAAGGGCUACUACUCCAUGGGCUCUGGAGACUAAGGGAGGGAACCAGAGUAGGGCGGUCAGCUGAGAGGAGAGUUGGGACAGGAAGAAACUAGACCCUGGUUACGAGAGGAUAAUGCUAAAUCCAGGCCAGCAGGGUGACGGGAAGAUAGACUGA